Messenger RNA from Hibiscus syriacus, 1024 nucleotides. RefSeq names its product ras-related protein RABA1c-like. The record is from RefSeq and is a predicted model, not a curated record. Gene Ontology annotation, molecular function: GTP binding; GTPase activity. Lineage: Eukaryota; Viridiplantae; Streptophyta; Magnoliopsida; Malvales; Malvaceae. Gene Ontology annotation, cellular component: endosome. The coding region runs from base 234 to 890 and encodes 218 amino acids. The transcript is spliced from 2 exons.
CCAGGUCUCCAAUUUUCCACUCGGGAGUCCAACUCCACGGACAGCAGUCUUAAGUUUCCAAAUUCUAACCCAAAUAAAAAAGGGCAAGUGUAUAAUUUUUUUAGUUUUCCAGAGAGAGAUCUUAAAGUUGAAACGGAACCCUCUUUCACACGCUCUUUCUCAUAUUCACUCGAAGCAAAGUAACAGGGAAAGUAGAGGUGGGAAAUAGCCGUGAGGCUUGAGAAGAGUGAAAGAUGGCUGGUUAUAGGGCAGAGGAUGACUAUGACUACCUUUUCAAGGUGGUGUUGAUCGGUGAUUCAGGAGUAGGUAAGUCUAAUCUGCUCUCUAGAUUCACCAGGAACGAGUUUAGCCUGGAGUCCAAGUCCACUAUUGGCGUUGAGUUCGCUACUCGUAGCUUGAAUGUUGAUGGUAAGGUCAUCAAAGCUCAGAUUUGGGACACUGCUGGUCAAGAAAGGUAUCGUGCCAUUACAAGUGCCUAUUACCGAGGAGCAGUUGGUGCGCUUCUUGUGUACGAUGUUACCCGUCACUCCACAUUUGAAAAUGUCAAGAGGUGGUUAAGAGAGUUGAGGGAUCACACUGAUCCCAACAUCGUAGUCAUGCUCAUUGGAAACAAAUCAGAUCUUCGACACCUUGUGGCCAUCCCAACGGAGGAUGGGAAAUCCUUCGCGGAGAAAGAGUUCCUCUACUUCAUGGAAACUUCAGCCCUGGAAGCAACAAACGUGGAAAAUGCAUUUGCCGAAGUUCUUACGCAGAUCUACCACAUUGUCAGCAAGAAAGCGAUGGAGACAGGUGAUGAAGGGGGCGCUUCAGCUGUUCCUUCCAAGGGGGAGAAAAUCGACGUCGGCAAAGACGUGUCUGCAAUGAAGAAAGGGGGUUGCUGCUCGAGCUAAGGAUGAAGAUGUUAAAAUCUGCAGCAUAUUGUUUCAAGGGAUGCAGGCAAUGGGAUUUCUUUGUAAAUAUUUUUUCUCAAAAAUGGUACCCUAUAGUAGGAUAUGGGUGGACUGGAGAUUGAUUUAAUUUACAU